AUGGCUUUUUCAGCAAAUGUGAUAAUCGCCUGCUUUUCAGUGGGAAUCUUGUACCUUGUACAGUUACAGGCACUACCGAUUCCAAGCGAAGCUCCUCUUGACAGUUCUGCUAUCGAUCUUGUAUUUGCCAACACCACUGUUGUCGAUACCCUUACUGAGUCGGAAUCUUCAAGAGUGAAAAGACAAGGUGGUGGCGGUUGUGGAUGUGGAUGCGGGUGUGGAUGCUGCUGUUGUGCUGCUGUACAUGCUGUAGAACUUGCUGCUGCACUCGAUGCUGUACAUGCUGUCGACCAUGCUGCUGCUGUGGUGGAGGCGGUGGAGGUGGCGGUUGCUGUGGAUGCGGUGGUGGCUGCGGUGGUGGCUGUGGCGGUGGAUGCUGUGGAUGCUGCGGUUGCGGAGCUGGCUGAUAAGAUCGAGAGAGAAGCGAGAACCACCCUUCCCAGUUUACCAAUCGCUUCUGAGCAGACCGAAGAGACCGAGCAUCUCGAGCAAUCCCAGCAGCCUAUUCAACCCGUCCAGUCUGCUUUGAAAGACAAAGAUCUCACUGAAACCACCCUUCCCAGGUUACCAGCCGCUUCUGAGCAGACCGAAGAGACCGAGCAUCUCGAGCAAUCCCAGCAGUCUAUUCAACCCGUCCAGUCUGCUUUGAAAGACAAAGAUCUCACUGAGUUCCCAUUCUCUAAGCCUGACGAAAAUGAGACUACCGAGUGGCCACAGCCGGUUUUUGAGCUAGUUACUGAGACCCUCGCCUAA
Messenger RNA from Strongylus vulgaris, 753 nucleotides. The record is from the annotation of a GenBank genome assembly. NCBI's taxonomy places the organism in Eukaryota, Metazoa, Nematoda, Chromadorea, Rhabditida, Strongylidae.